Messenger RNA from Maylandia zebra (zebra mbuna), 1680 nucleotides. It is a transcript of the gene ints15, whose product is annotated as integrator complex subunit 15. The record is from RefSeq and is a predicted model, not a curated record. Lineage: Eukaryota; Metazoa; Chordata; Actinopteri; Cichliformes; Cichlidae.
GCCACACAGGCUUCCGUAGAAGCAGGAAGCAGUUCCGUCGUCUUUUAAGACCUUUCGUGGUCCUGUUUUCAGCUAAUUUUUUGAAAGGAAAUAAGAGCUUUUGCUGAGGUUACAGAUGGGUGACAUCCGUCAGUCAUUGCUGCCUCGGGAUGUGCUGAGUGCAGCCAAGGAGCUGCUGUACCACCUGGACAUUUACAUCUGUAACCUGGUGCAGUCUGGGAGGCAGCCUCCUCAGGUUGACUCAAAAACCCUGGAGCUGGUUGAGGAGUUCAUUCUACAUGCACCCAAAGAUAGAAACACCACAGCCAGGAGAAUGAGUGCUCUUCAGGAGCUCCAGCUGUUGGAGAUCAUGUGCAGCUGUUUUCAGGAGCAGAGUCGUGAUGCUGUCCGUCAACUUAUGUUUGCUGCCCUUUUUAAUCUCCAAGGCAACCAGGCAGAUGAAAGCCGCAUGGCACUGCUGGGCAAAUUGGUCUCCAUGGCUAUCGCUGUGGGCAGGGUUCCUAUCCUGGAAUGUGCUGCUACCUGGUUGCAGAGAACCCAUCGUGUGUACUGCGUACGCUUGGCGCAGGUGCUGGUAGAUGAUUACUGCAGUAUGGUCCCAGGCUCUGUGCCCACCCUGCAGAAUAUCCACAGUGCAAGCCCACGCUUCUGCUGCCAGUUCAUCACUGCUGUCACCACUCUCUAUGACUUCACUUCAGAGGAGCUCACCCCCCCACUCGAACUCCUCCAGAUGAUAGUAUCGUGGAUUCAAGAUGACCCUCAUCUAGUCCUGAUCACCUUCCUGAACUCGCCCAUUUCCGGCAGCCAACCGAUCACCUCGCUCGAUGUCACACCGUUAGGGGGUUUGGUGCGCUGGUGCAUAAAAGCACCGCUGGUCUAUAGCAGAGACAAGAAGCAGGCGCUGACCAAUGGAAGCUCUGAGAAUGAGCCAGAAGUAGGGCCUCUCUUCUCUGCACUCCAUUUAAGUGUCCUACAGGUCUUAAUGCUUUUGCCCAACAUACUCAACGAGAAGGGGCUUUUUGGUCGCCUGGCACUGCUUCAGAUGGAGUCCUUGGCUGCUCUGACGUCCGAUCUUUCCCGACUUUUGGACCAGGCUGACAAACACACGCACACGUCCUCCGCUGAUACACUUGCACUGUCCCAGCUGGCCCUCGACCGGCUGGCCCAAGCCCUGCAGGUGGCCAUGGCCAGCGGAGCCCUGCUCUGCUCAAGAGAGGACCUGAGGGCCAUCUGUUCCCGACUCCCCCACAACAAUCUGCUCCAGUUGGUGCUGUUUGGCCCGGUGAUGUACUACAACAACAUCCACACAUCUCCGCUGGCCUAUAGUCCGCACGCCGCUCAUUCACCCAUCGCCCCGCUCCCUGCACUCCCCACACACCGCGCACACACCCCGCAUGCGCCACUUGCCCCACACCCUUCCUCUCACCCUCAGUACCCAGCUCAGCCCUUUAUGACAGGGAUGCCGUUCCCCUUCCGACCCAGCCACUGAGAGAAAAAUCCCUCAAACCACUGGCAGAUGUUCAUGUGGACAUUUGGUAGUAUGAAGUGAGUGUUUGUGUGCGUGGAUUAAUAUGUGUGUUUGUGUAACUAGGGUUUAUUGUCUGAUGUUAUUAGCACCUUUGCUUCUGAGAAAGUCUGUGAGGCUUACAUGUUUGUCCAAUAAAUAUUUUUUUACCUCCA